Messenger RNA from Plasmodium vivax (malaria parasite P. vivax), 2697 nucleotides. RefSeq lists its product as hypothetical. The coding region runs from base 1 to 2697 and encodes 898 amino acids. Lineage: Eukaryota; Apicomplexa; Aconoidasida; Haemosporida; Plasmodiidae. The record is from RefSeq and is a predicted model, not a curated record. The transcript has a single exon.
AUGAAAAAGGCGUUCCUCCUCCUUGCGCUCCUGUGGACCGUACAUUUCAGACGCUACACAAAUUACAACGUCAAAGUAAAGCUGAAAAACUUCUCCAACAAAAUCUACAUGUCCAGUAGAGUCCAGUUAAAGUCGACCAAGCUGCAACACAGGAAAAGACCCAAAAAGAGGAAGAAAUCAGAAAUUUAUCGAACGCCUGUUUUGUACCACCCCAACCAGAAGGACUACUUUAACCUGCAGAGCGAGUACACCUGCUUGCCCGAUGAGCAGGUGCUGCAGCUGCUCUCGAAGGAUAAACUGAGCUUGCUCAUCCGGGCGAUCAGGAGGAAGGACAACCAGGAGAUUGACAGAAUUUUGUACAAGGAUGUGAACGACAUAUAUUUGGACCGCCGGUAUGUGUACUACGAGGAGCGGGGGGGAGAUACAGGAGAGGAUAAAAGAGACGAUGUCGAAGAAGAGAAAAGAGGCGAUGUGGGAGAAGAGAAAAGAGGCGACAAACGGGACGACAAAAGGGACCACAAUUUCGUGGACCUAAACAACAUUUACUUUUAUUUCAAAAAGGUCAACAUCACGAACAUCAAUAAGGAGAACAUAAAUGAGGACAUCUACAAAGAGCUGGUGGAGCUGAAAAGAGUCUCUCUGGAAAAAGGAGACCAAAUAGGGGUCAACCUGUACAGAUACUUCCUCAACAUAAUUACAAAUGUUGACAGAAUGAAAUACAUCGACGAUUUUUACUUAGUUAAUUAUAUAAAUAACAUUUGGGUAACAAAAAAUGUUCAUAAAUAUUUUUAUUUUUUAAAUUCCCUAUUUGACAGAAUGAAAAAAAUUUCCUACAAGUUAUUCCAAUUGAAUUACAAAAUUGAUCAAAUUGGACACGAGGAGGAAACGAACAAAAUGAAGUACUUUGAGCGCCAUGAACUCUUUAGUAAGGUCAUCAAAAAAACGAAAUUCGUUCCCAACUAUGUGCGUAAGCACAGCUAUGCGUACGCUACCGACAUCAUGAAUCUCUACCGAUAUGACGUCAAUACGAACUCCUAUAUGAACAUGUUUGAGAGCACCUAUAGGGAGGUCUGCGUGGACGACUUCGUUGACAGCUGCAGGAGGAAGAGCUUAAACAUUUGCCACGACGCGAUGCGGUUCGACCCCUUUUACAGCUACGCCAGGGGGUACCCCAGGGAGAACGAGAUGAAGAAGAUCAUGGGCCUCACCUACGGGGCGCCGCCCCCCACUGCAGGAGUUGGCGGAGUUGUUGGCGGCGUUGUUAGCGGCGUUGCUGGCGGAGGUGACGACGGGGCCGCCGAGGCCAAGCCGAAGAAGGCGAAGAGGAGCCACGCCGCCAAGGAAGUCAGCACGGCAGUGCAGCCCAGCAAAACGCACAAACAAGCGCUGGGAGAACACCCCCCUGGGGGGGAAAACCCGAAUAGCCAUACCAAUGAGCAGGCACCCAACGGGGUAGUCAAAGACGCCACACAGAAUCAAAACCGGGCAGACGGAUGGCUAGAAAGGAUAAAAAAGGACCCCAAUUUGAAGUACAAAUUUCUGGAAAAGAUAAGCGAAAAAAUGUGCAGCGAAUUUGUAGAAAUGGGGGUCCUAGAUAACGAAAGCAAAAAAAUUGAUUUGAACAAAAUAGAAGACAUCAAAAAUGACCAGGAGAAUAUUUUGUAUAAAAAGGUUUACGCCAUGCGGGACUACUUUUACAACAUUAUGUAUGACCAUUACAAACCGAAUCUAGAUAUCUACGAAUUGGAAACCUUCAUAGAUGCAGAGUAUAGGACCUACUCGUAUAAGAAGGACCUCAAUGUGCUCUUCAGAAAUUGGGUUCUGAAUGAGAACAAGCAGCUGCCAACUGUUCACUUUGCGAAGAAGGACGUGGAACUUGCUAAGUUGAGGUACAUGUCCAAGAGGAAGAGGAAGGUGCUGGAGUUUGAUCAGCGGUUUUUGGAGCGCCACGGGGAGGGGAAGAGGAGGCUCUUCCCCGUGGAGGAGCACGCAGCGUCUGAAGUGGGUACAACUGGUGCGUCGCAAGAAGGGGCACCAUCGGGUGGGGCUGUAACCGCGGAGUUAGGGGGCCAGUCGGGGGGCGCGCCAGGUGAAGCGGCAAACGGGGCAAAGAGCGGCCCUGAUAGCGGCUCUGACAAGGGCCCUCACAACAACCCUAGUGGCGGCCCCAAUAGGCCCGCGAACAAAUCGCUGAGCUGCCUCAUCAAGUGGAACGUGCGCAGCGAAAACGACGCGAGGAAAAUAAACGACCAGGACGAGGCAGACCUAAGGGACGUAGACCACAUGGACGAAAACGACGAGGGGGAGGAUGACACUCAUGGCGGGGACGAAUCAUUCGACUUCGACAAGUACAACGUAAGGAGCAACGAGUUGGAGUCCUACGGAUUCUGCGACGAGAAUUUAAACGAUAGCGCCGGCGAUGGGGAUGGCGAUGGCGUAGAGCCCUCCUUCGGAGACAUGAAUUUUGCCAAGUUGGUCAUUUAUGACGACAACUACGAUCAGGGGGAGUUCGUCGAAACGAUCACCAGCUUGAUAUCCACGUGCGACUAUAAGAGGGCCUACUCAAUUUACAACACGUUGAAGACCAAAGGGAAGGUCGACACUUUGUACUUUAAAAGUUACGACAACGCGGAAAAUGUGGCCUUCCUGAUGCGCCAGUCGAAGCAGCGGAUUCUCGCCGACGUGGAGUUUCUGUAG